Messenger RNA from Salvia miltiorrhiza (redroot sage), 2082 nucleotides. Its product is annotated as aldehyde dehydrogenase family 3 member F1. Gene Ontology annotation, biological process: aldehyde metabolic process. Gene Ontology annotation, molecular function: aldehyde dehydrogenase (NAD+) activity. The transcript is spliced from 10 exons. Lineage: Eukaryota; Viridiplantae; Streptophyta; Magnoliopsida; Lamiales; Lamiaceae. Gene Ontology annotation, cellular component: cytoplasm. Bases 354 to 1811 code for a protein of 485 amino acids. The record is from RefSeq and is a predicted model, not a curated record.
GGAGCAUCUUUUAUCAUGCUAGCUAAAAUUAUGAAAUAAAGCUAUCACCAUAUACUUUUCGUUCACGACUCAUCUCGACUCAAUUUCAAACGGAGUCGAAACGAAAAGAAAGCAAAGAUUAAAGCUUUUUGCUCAAACUUGUUCGAGCAAAUUGCAGAAGUUGGUUGCCGACUUCCAUCAAUUAAAUGGGCGUCAAUGGGUUUGAAAUCCGUAUCACGUUUAGAUGAAUAACUUCGAAAAUAAACAAAUCUGCAUUUAUUGCCAAGUAUGGCAUCGCCAAAUCUUGAAUAAACGCGUGUAUAUAAAAACCAGCCUACUUUUAUUCUCAACGCGGCGAAGAGCUUCGGAGAUCGAUGGAAGAUUUUGGAGGCUUAAUCGGGCUGAGACGGGCUUUCCGUGCCGGAAAAACGAGGGGAAUCGAUUGGAGAACGGGCCAGCUUCGGGCCCUCUUGAAGCUCAUCGCAGAAAACGAGGCCCGAAUCUUCGAAGCUCUGGACCAAGAUCUCGGCAAACACCCAGUUGAAGCUUAUCGAGAUGAGAUUGGAGUGGUGAAGAAAUCAGCAUCCCACGCUUUGCUACACAUCAAGAAAUGGAUGGCUCCAAAAAAGGGCCAACUUCCAUUGCUUUUGUUUCCAUCAAGAGCACAAGUGUUGCCCGAGCCACUCGGGACUGUACUCAUAUUUGGGUCGUGGAAUUUUCCGAUUAGUCUUACAUUGGACCCGUUAAUUGGGGCUAUAUCUGCUGGAAACACGGUGGUAAUGAAGCCCUCCGAGCUAGCUCCAGCAUGCUCGUCUUUGCUUUGUGAAACGAUCCCUCUAUACUUGGACACCGAAGCCAUUAGAGUCAUUGAAGGUGGAAGUGAUGUUGCUGAGAAACUUUUGCAGCAACAAUGGGAUAAAAUAUUCUUCACAGGGAGUCCACGAGUUGGCCGGAUAAUCAUGUCUGCAGCAGCUAAGCAUUUGACGCCGGUGACUCUAGAGCUCGGUGGGAAAUGCCCCGUCAUCCUCGACUCCUUCUCCGAGUCGGACUUGAAGGUCGUCGUGAAGAGAGUAGCCGGAGGGAAGUGGGGACCGUGCGCGGGACAGGCCUGCAUCGGGAUUGAUUAUCUGCUCGUGCAACAGAAGCUAGCUCCGCAUCUGAUCGAAUUACUCAAGGCGUGCAUCAAGAAUUUCUACGGUGACAACGUGAAGAGCUUGCAAAGCAUCUGCAGAAUUGUGAACAAGAAUCAUUUCAAUAGGAUAUGCAGCCUUCUCGAGGAGCCCGGUGUGGCAGCUUCCGUUGUUUAUGGCGGCUCACUUGACAGAGAGAAUCUGAUGAUCGAGCCCACGAUUCUGCUGGAUCCCCCGGUGGAUGCUUUGAUCAUGACUGAAGAGAUCUUCGGGCCGUUGCUUCCCAUCAUCACACUCGAUAAAAUCGAAGACAGCAUCGAUUUCAUCAACGCUCGACCAAAGCCUCUUGCUAUCUAUGCAUUCACUCACAACAAGAAACUGAAAGAUCAAAUUCUGCAAGAAACUUCAUCAGGAAGUGUGACAUUCAACGACACCAUGAUUCAGUUCAUAUGUGAUUCGCUGCCGUUUGGAGGGGUGGGGCAGAGUGGCUUCGGGAGGUACCAUGGGAAGUACUCGUUCGACACAUUCAGCCACGAGAAAGCCGUGCUGCAUCGGACCUUCUUCCCGGAACUCGAGCCUAGGUACCCUCCUUGGAAUGACUUUAAGCUGGAGUUCAUAAGGUUGGCUUACAAUCUUAAAUAUGUUGACCUAUUGCUUCACAUGUUGGGUCUGAGGAGAUACACGUCGAGCCGAUCACGCUAGGGGACCGUGAAAGAAAGAGUUAUGAAGACAAAAAGAGAAGCCAUAGGAAAACUUUGAGAAGUGUGCUCUGUUAUUUCAUUUCACUCUAUGUCAAGAAGAACCAUAUAAAUAUGCAACUACCGAAGAUACUAGAAUAACAAGCCAACCCUAAUUAUGCAAUGGAACAGUACCAUGCAUAAAGUAACAAAAGCAUAACCACCGGUUGUAACUUUUCAUAACAAGAUCACCGUGCUAUUCUUUCACCAUUAAUCCACUGCUCAUCUUUUCUCUA